Messenger RNA from Triticum dicoccoides, 3154 nucleotides. RefSeq lists its product as uncharacterized. The record is from RefSeq and is a predicted model, not a curated record. NCBI's taxonomy places the organism in Eukaryota, Viridiplantae, Streptophyta, Magnoliopsida, Poales, Poaceae. The transcript has 8 exons. Bases 63 to 1628 code for a protein of 521 amino acids. Gene Ontology annotation, molecular function: protein binding.
CCGCCGCUGUCUCCACCACUCCACCAGUCCGUUCUCGCCGGCGCCUCUGUCCCCAAAUCCAAAUGGCGGACGAGGCCGCCGGAGCGAACUGCCCUCGCCGCAGCGCGCGCCUCCGCCCCCAGAUUCACGCGAAUGAGGAGGAAGCCGAAAUUGCAACACGCCGUUGCAGCCCGCGCCUCCAUCCCCAAACCCUCGCGAGCAAGGAGGUCUCCGGAGUGACCCGCCGCCGCCGCCGCGGCACGCGCCUCCGUCCCCAGAUCCACGGUAAUGAGGAGGGCGCCGGGGUGACCCGCCGCAGCAGCCCGCGAUUCCAUUCCCAAAUCCACGCGAGUGGGGAUGGGGAGGCCGCGCGUGUGACCCGCCGCCGCCGCCGCGGAACCUCGCCGGAGGCGGCUGAGUCCCUGCCGGCCAGCGACGAUCUCCUCCGGGAGAUCCUCCUCCGCCUCCCGCCGCAGCCGUCCUCCCUCCCACGCGCCGCCGCCGCCUGCAAGCGCUGGCUGCGCGUCGCCGCCGACCCCCGGUUCCUCCGCGGCUUCUCUGCCCGCCACCGCAAGCCGCCCCUCCUCGGCGUCUUCGAGCCCCUCGACUGGGAGAUCGACUCGUGUGGUCGCCUUAAUCGUCGCUCCUUCAAGCGCCGCGACAAGUGGAUUGAGUUCAGGCCCAUCCUCGACCCUCCCAACCGGAUCCCUCCUCAGCGCUUCGACCUGCGACGUCACGGCGUCGAAACCGGCAUCCGCUCCAGGGCCCAGCUGCUCGGGUGCCGCCACGGCCGCCUUCUCAUCAUGGACGAUGUGCACGCAGACUUUGUUGUCUACGCCCCCAUCACGGGCGAGCAGCGCCGUUUGGCCAUUCCCACGGAGUUCAAGAGGGACUUUGUCCAUGCGGCGGUGCUCUGUGCUGCCGGCGAGCUUGGCCACGUGCACGGCAGCUGCCAUUGGAGCCCAUUCAAGGUGGUCUUGGUGUCCAUGUACAGAAAGGAUAAUCGGCCGGUUGCUUGUGUUUACUCCUCGGAGGCUGGUGUGUGGGGCAAUCUUAUUUCCACAGACGCUCGAUGCGGGCUUGUUGAUGCUAAUCCCGGGAUUCUUGUUGGUAAUGUCCUUUACUGGUCGUCUAAGUCUGUGUGUGACGGUGAAGGUUUGUGGGGUUUAGAUAGGCUCACAAAUGAUAUAAUUGAGUUUGAUUUGGAUACACAUAGCCUAGCUGUGAUCAAGGGGCCUCCCUGUCUCAAUAACUCACUCAGACAUCAGAUCAUCAAGGCAGACGAUGGUUCUGUUGGUCUCACCGUGGUGUUUUAUGGUAGAUUUGAAAUGUGGCAGAGGAAGAUUGAUCGUCAUGGUGUUGCCACAUGGUUAAAUCACAAGAGCAUUCAAAUGCAUCUUGUUCUUGGGCUCUCUCAUCAGCUUGAGAGAUUGACGAGAUGGAUACAAAUUAUGGGGUAUGAUGAGGAUAAUGGUGUAAUAUUUUUACAUGUGGAUGCCAGUGUCUACAUGGUUCAACUGAUGUCGAUGCAAUCCAAGAAACUUUAUCGAAGCUAUACUCCCAAUUAUAGAUGUCACCCUUUCACAAGUUUCUAUGCGCCAGCCAUUCCUGGUGGAUGCAAUGGAGCUGAGAUGUUGCACGAUAUGUAGGAUGACUGUCUGGUUGCAUGUGAUAAUGUGCUCGAAUGGUUCAACAGGUGAAGUAAUUAAGAGCAGCAGCUGUUCUCACAAGUUUGUCGUGUUGCAUCGAUGUGGUCGGCAGUGUGUAUAUAUGUUAUGUGGAAGAAUGUACUGUGCUUGUGCCGUAGCCUAACUAAGUUUGUAAUGUAACAAGAGCUUUUUAAUAUAUAUUCGAAGGAAGUUCAAGACAGAUACCGUUGUAUCUUUUAUCCCAUGGCUGUGUUUGGCAAGUCUUCUCUGCUAUUUUCUGGAAAAAAGACUCUGACAGGUCUUCUGUGGUAUGUUCUGAAAAUAAACUCAUCAAAUUCGUCCGAACAAACAGUGCCAUGUCUAUUCAGUUGGGCUGACCAAUGAACAGCCCGGAGAGGAAAGAACUGAAGCACAAUGAAGGAUGUGGUCACCUAGAUGCGUAUGAUUCUCUGGUCCUUUUGUGGAUGUGUAUGUGCAAGCACACAAUCAGUGUGGGCAGAAAUUUGGAAGCCGAGCUGAAAUUCAAUGCAAUUUCGACGAGUACAGGGAGCAAGACUCUAAUCAAUUUGGAAUAUCGUGACGGGAACGACAUGAGCCCAACUUAAGUUCUUAUGACCUUAAGGCUGAGGCCGCCACUGUAGGUGUUAGUUUUUGGUGAGUUUUCUGGAGAGAAUCAUGUUAGAGACUCUGUCCAUUUCUACAAGGAUAAAUAUUUCCGAGCGGAAGGAGUAAAACACUCGUGAUCUGGAGCUCUGCACAUUUCGGUGCUUUACCUGCGUGGUGCAUUCAUCAUUCAUUUCCACAUAUCAACCAGCAGCAAAACUAGGAAUGAAAGGAUCAGCACAUGAGAUAAGCACUAGCCUGGCACAGGCAGCAACCUCAGCCAGUUCAGCUCCAAGCAACAGCAGUAGAUGAGGUCUCUAAUGUGCACAGAGCCGGCCCUUGUCAAUGAUUUUCAGAACAACCACUCUUUGCUUAUGUAAUGGAACUGAAACAUUGCACGAUACAUAGGAUGAGUGGAUGACUGUCUGGUUUAUGUGCUGGUGUGCCGAAAUGGUUCAACAGUCUAUACAUGGUUCAACUUAAAUCGAUGCAAUCCAAGAGGCUUUAUGGAACCAGUCAUUUUCCUUGCUACUAUCCUCUCACAAGAUUCUAUGCACCAGGUGAGGGAAUGACUGCUGCAGUUCUCACCGGGUUUGUUCCAUCUCAUCGAUGUGGUUGGCACUAUUUAUAUGUUAUCUGCAAGAAAAAAAACUUAUCAUGCCAGUCGAGCCAAGUUUCUAAUCCAGGGAAUUUCAGCUUAACCUAGUAGUAUUAUUUGAAGUCGGUUUUCAGCCCCAUCUUGUUUUCUUUAUAUGCUUGUGCUUGGAGGCUUGUCUCUUUGGCCCAAAUAUGACCUAAACUUAAUUAUAUGUUUGUCAGUUUGUGUAUUCUUCUCGGCUGUGGUAUGAGAAGCAUGACAUUACAGUCGAUGUUUUGUGUAAGCCAGGAGAGUUUCAGCAGUAAGCAUCGCCUAGACUUGUAUU